AUGGUUAAAAUUGAAGAGUUAAAUCGGAAGAGAAGUUCGGCGAAGAAAAAGUUCGACGACGAGGUAAAAAGCUUCGAAUUUGUGCUAGAAGCUCGCCCGGAAAUACAUAGUCUUGAAGAGGCUUUUGGCGAAGUCAAGGUAAAAUAUAAAGCUGUAAGAGAAAUACAUGAUGGAAUUACUGACUUAAUGGUCGAAGCUGACAUUGAGGAAGCCGAUUUUACAAACCAUGAUAUUUUUAUUACGGAAAUCAUUGCAAAAUAUGGCGAUUUACUCUCAAAGUUAGAACAAUAUCGACGAAAAUGUGAAGUAGAUCAAACAUCAAAGGGACUACUAGUCCAGUCCCAGACCCUAUUCUCGCCACACGGCGCGGCGGAGAAGGAGGGUCCAGAAGAAUUUGCAUGCGCAUGCGUCAACUUGUCCAAUCAAAACGGUUGCGAUUGA
Paramuricea clavata is the source of this 441-nucleotide messenger RNA. NCBI's taxonomy places the organism in Eukaryota, Metazoa, Cnidaria, Anthozoa, Malacalcyonacea, Plexauridae. The record is from the annotation of a GenBank genome assembly.